AUGGCUCAAGCCGCCAACUCCGAUAGCACGGUGGCCAUGCCCCGCUUGGAGGAUAUCCUGCGUCAUCCCGAAGACCUGGACAAGAUCAAUGGUCUCAAGGCCGAAUAUCUACGAAAGAAAGGCGCCGUUGAUUCACGACUGCGAGAAGGCCUGCGGGACCAACUGGAGGCAGUGCAGCGCAGCAUAGGCAUCCUGACAGAAGGGCAGCGACAAGUCUCGAAAGCAAGGGAUGAAUUGUCCGGGAUCGACAAGUUGUGCGCCGAGUCCCAAGGCAGCGUGGAGGACUUUGCGCAGAUCGACAAACUUGCCCGGAUUCAACGGCACUUUGAUGCCACCUUGUUGAUGAAGAAGGGGCUGGAGAGCUUUGGCGCCGAUAUACAAGAGGUGGAGGAUCUGCUGAGGGAAGACGAUGACGAUCUUGAAAAUCAACCGAAUCUACUCCGGGCUCAUAUGCAGAUCUCACGGUUGCGAGACUUCCGCGACGAGGCGAUGGAUCAGAUCCGCAAGACAAAUGAUGCAAGUGCCGAGGAGACUUUGACGGAGUACUUUCAAGGGUUAGACUCUGUGAUCGACUGGUUUGAUGAUCACCUCGGUACAGCCUGUAUGAACCUGAUACCACUGGUCCAGGAGGACAACAAGAGUAUGGUUGUUCGACUUGCAGUGGUGGUUGCGAAUGAAGAGAAGAACGAUGAUACAGUGAAGGCCUUGCAAGAAGCCCAAAAAGACCACAGAGACUUGGCAAGUCGUUUCAAGUCAAUGAACAUUGGCCCGAAGACUGUUCGCGGGUAUAAGGACAAGUUCGUUCAGGCAAUAGAGUUCUACGCGUCAAACCAGUUCGAGAAAACCAAGGAGGAAUUUUUCGGGGACCCGGACCAUCUGGAGAAGAGUUUCCGGUGGUACUUCAAUGAUCUUUUCACGGUCAAACAGGGCAUGCAGAACCUGGUCCCGAAGAAAUGGAAGAUCUACAAGUUAUACACCGAUAUGUAUCAUCGAAUGAUGCAUGAUUUCCUCGUGGCCAUGAUUGAUGACCCUGAGAUCCCAGCCGACAACUUGCUGAAGAUCAUUCACUGGAGCGACAAGUACUACAAGAAGAUGAAAAAGCUGGGCUGGACACCGGCCGAACUUCAUCCCAACCUUCUGGAUGACCGUGAGCCCGAGCUGGUGCGCCAGUGGCAGAGUGUCAUUAUCAACGCGGUGGAGGAGUGGAUGGCCCGUAUUUUCGAGGCAGACAAGCGAGGCCUUAUGGAACGGCAACCAGACUCCCUGGAUACCAACACAGAUGGAUACUUCCGCACCAAGACUCUUGCGGACAUGUGGCGGAUGCUCCACGAGCAGGUCGUGGCCUCAGGUGCAUCUGAAAGAGCCGACGUCGUCGAAGGCGUCAUGGAUGCCAUGUUCCGGGCAUUGAAGACCCGACUGAGCGCAUGGCUGGCCGUCAUCGACGAAGAAUGCACCAAGCACAAGGCACCGGGUAGCGAGCAGGCCGAGGGUGUGCAGCUACUGCAGGACUGGUUGAUAGGAGUAGCCAACGAUCAGAUUGCUUGCAUCGACGACAACGAAGAAACCGGCCAAAUGGGUUACCUGACAAGGUUUAAGAAUGACAUCGAGCCGCUCGUGACACCCAAAUAUAUGGCGAUGCGGGCAACCGCCGAGCUGGAUGCACUGCGCGAUGGCUACGUUGAUUUGAGCACGCACUGCCUGGCACAGUUCGUGUCCGUGGUGUUCAGCGUGGAUCUCGCGACUGUCAUUCCAGACCUGUUUACGACUAAAUGGUAUGGCGAAUACGCCGUCAAGCGAAUCACCUCCACUUUCGAGGACUACAUGGCCGACUACACACCGGUGCUCCACCCAUCCCUCGUCGAUAUCCUGGUCGAAGAGCUUUCAGACGAGUUGCUCGUGCGAUACCUCUCAUCUGUCCGCAACAGGGGCGUCAAGUUCCGCCGCCACGUCGACCCCUUCACGGACAAGUUCAAAGAUGACGUCCUCACUGUCUUCGCCUUCUUCCAGAAAUACGAGUAUUCCUUCGAAGGAACCAUCAAGCAGAAGUGGCGUUUGGUCGAUUGGCUUGUCCGUUUGCUUGAAGCCGAGAAGGGUCAGCCUAUUGUUAGCGUGUACGAGGCUUUCAAGCUCGAGUACUGGGAUCUGCAACUGUCGUGGGUGGAGGCUGUGCUGCGUACCCGCGAUGACUUUGAGCGCAGCAUGAUUAGCUCUAUCAAGGCUAAGGCUGCUGAGUUGUCUGUUGAACGUGGUAUGGAGACGAUUAUGAGUCGAGUGAGGUGA
Molecule: messenger RNA, 2280 nt
Organism: Penicillium cinerascens
Lineage: Eukaryota; Fungi; Ascomycota; Eurotiomycetes; Eurotiales; Aspergillaceae
Product: SNARE-binding exocyst subunit SEC6
Exons: 1
Coding region: 1-2280 (759 amino acids)
Biological process (GO): exocyst localization; exocytosis
Cellular component (GO): exocyst
Molecular function (GO): SNARE binding
Source: RefSeq, a predicted model, not a curated record